This is a messenger RNA of Aplosporella prunicola CBS 121167, 626 nucleotides long. RefSeq lists its product as uncharacterized. Bases 109 to 483 code for a protein of 124 amino acids. Lineage: Eukaryota; Fungi; Ascomycota; Dothideomycetes; Botryosphaeriales; Aplosporellaceae. The record is from RefSeq and is a predicted model, not a curated record. The transcript has a single exon.
UUGCGGAGUGCAUGCGCGCGCAGAGUGCAGGGCAGAGUGCAGCGUAGUCGCACGCGCGCGGAGCCGGGGCGGGUGUCGGUCGGGUUUUAGGUCGUACGUAGGGCGUCCAUGCCAACCUCGAGUUGGCGGUGCAGGUUUGCGGUAAACGGACAGGGUGCGCGCGGGUCACUUGUGAGAGGGAUUGGGGGCGGGCGGCGACGAGGGCGAGUGGACAGACGACGAGGCUUGGCGACAUGCAGACGGUACGAAUACAGGGCGGUGGCGGUAAUGGGAUGUUUGUUGCUAGGUAUUGUUGUUGUGUUUGCGGAGCCGGAUCGCCGCCGAAGUUGCGUGCUCUGUUCCAUUGCGUGCUGCUUGCGACGACGCUUCCAUGGGAGCCACGAGCGAGCGAGCGAGAUCGCCCCAACCGAUUGCGACCAGCGACCAACCUACUGGUGCUUGGUGCUUGGUGCCGCCGGCGGCACGGCACGACGCGACAGCUAGAGUCAGGUCGGUCAAGCCAGCACUGGGCUCCUGGUGACACGCGCGGCUGAGACGACUCGCUCGAGUCCUCAGGCAGGCCCCAAAAACAAACAAACAAACAAACAAUAGGUAGGCAGGUAAUUAUCGCGAUCCCACAUCACACA